Molecule: messenger RNA, 2542 nt
Organism: Antechinus flavipes (yellow-footed antechinus)
Lineage: Eukaryota; Metazoa; Chordata; Mammalia; Dasyuromorphia; Dasyuridae
Product: homeobox protein MSX-2-like
Exons: 5
Coding region: 233-961 (242 amino acids)
Biological process (GO): regulation of transcription by RNA polymerase II; embryonic morphogenesis
Cellular component (GO): nucleus
Molecular function (GO): RNA polymerase II transcription regulatory region sequence-specific DNA binding; DNA-binding transcription factor activity, RNA polymerase II-specific
Source: RefSeq, a predicted model, not a curated record
AUAUAAACCCAGUUGAAACACUGCUGGAUCAAAGGGGAUGCACAGUUUGAUAGCCCUUUGGGCAUAGUUCCAAAUUGCUCUCCAGAAUGGUUGGAUCAAAAAGGAUUUCAGUCUAUGUGUUUUAAAUUUUCAUGGUUAGGAGUCACUGACAUUCAAGGAUGUGUCUGUGGACUUCACUCAGGAGGAAUGGAGCCUCUUGGACAAUUCUCAGAAAAAGCUCUACAAGGAAGUCAUGCUGGAAAACUCCCAGAAUCUGCUCUCUGUGGGGAUCCCAGUUCUCAGAGAAGAUUUGCUUUCCCAUUUUGAAGAUAAGAAAACAUCGCCGAUCUUGGAUCAAAAAGUCCCAAGAAAUUCCUGUCCAGGAAUCCCAGUUCUUAGAGAUUUUGAAGAUAACAAAACAUCACCAAUCUUGGAUCAAAAAGCCCCAAGAACUUCCUGUCCAGGAAUCCCAGUUCUCAAAGAAGAUUUGCUUUCCUAUUUUGAAGAUAGCAAAACAUCACCAGUCUUGGAUCAAAAAGCCCCAAGAAAUUCCUGUCCAGGGCCCCCCAGUCCCCAACGGCGCACCCUCGGAAAACACAAGAACAUCGGAAAACCUUGGACGCCCUUUACAACAGCACAAAGGCUGGCCUUAGAAAAGAAAUUCCAACAGAAACAGUACCUGUCAGCUGCUGAGCGAGUAGAGUUCUGCACCUCUCUGAGCCUCACGGAGAGACGGGUCAAGGUUUGGUUUCAGAAUCGAAGAGCCAAAGCCAAGAGACUGCAGGAAGCUGAGGUAGAGAAACUGAAGUUAGCAGCCAAACCCCUUUUACGUUUUCUUGCCCUGCCCUUACCAUUGGUGACCCAUCUACAAGCUCCACCUGCUCUGUGUGGGACCCCCAGCAUCUUUCCUCCAGGUACCAUGCAGCCAGUGCCCAGGCUUUUUACGACCCCAGUCAGUUAUAACAUGUUUUAUCUGUCUUAGGGGAUACUAUUCUGCUAAUAUAACAUCAAAGACUCAGCAAGCGUGGAUUCCUUCACAAGCCCUAGGCUUAAACCUGCAAUCCAGGUACCUGGGAAGGAGCUAGAAAUGUGGGCCACACAGUACAGCUUGCUCUAUGAUGGGGAAAGAGAACCCCAUAGUGCGCAAAAGUUCCGCAUGUGAAUUGCUUGAGAUUGAAACUCAGGCUAGCCAGUAUCAGUCUAAUCCUAUCUAGGAAUAUGUGCCAUUCUAUCCAGAGACUGGGGAAAGUGAGGAGGUAAACGCUAAAUCCAAGGUUCUAGGUUCCCAGAAGAGGAGUCCCAACUUAUUUAGAGGAGUUUAUGGAAUUAUACUUGGGAUUUUUUUUUUUUUACCACAGCCUCUGAAGCCAUCUAAAUAUAGAAUCAAGGUACCAAGUAAGUUAGUAAUCCAGAGUGAACAUAGUCAAAACCAGGUAGAUAAGAAAGUCUUCCUGACAAAUAUAAAGGAAAGCUGAUCCCUGGUAGCAGCGCAUGGAAGUCAUCACACUUUUGCUUUUCAGUGUAAAUCUGUGAAGGUAAGAUGUCUUAGGAUUUAGGAUUCAGAUCUCCACCACUCUCCACAGUAAAGCAUCCAUAGCACUGACUUUUGUAACUACCAAGUCUUUUGAUUUUCUUUUUUUCUUAUUUGAUUAAUAUGAGCUGUUUCUGAAGCCAGGAAUUACUUGACAGUGCCUUUUAUAGAUAUUUAAAAGAAGUAUUUUUUUUAAAAUAAUGUCUAUAUCAGAAUUAAGGAGCAUUUAUGAAAAGACAGUGUACAUAAUUUUGUACAAUGGUCUCAAAUGAAUUAUAAUAAAAAUUUUCUAUUUUGUACAAAUCAAUCAAUAUAAUAUUCUGAGUUGAAUUUUUUUUAAUGCUGUAGAUAUUCACAGAUCCAAAGUGGCAGAGUAAGGCAGGAAUUUGCCUGAACUCUCUAGACAACUGUAAAACAAUGCCCCAAAAUGAAUUCCAGAACAGCAGGACCCACAAAAGAAAGGAAUGAAUUUUCCUGCCCCUCCAAAAAAUGAUCAGCAUAAAAAAUCUAACUCACUUGGGUAAAAAGGGAGAACAAUCCAGUGCAGAUGACAUCCAGGCAAGUAAGCCCUGGUACAGGUUAAUGAUGAGGCUCUAUGAUCCUGCUUCCCAGUGCAACAGAUCAGCAGGAAAGCCUCAUCUCCUUGGUGUUGAAAGCUUGGGGCAGUUUUUCCUCCAUCCUAGAAGAUGAGCCCAAUUUUAACAUAAACUUUAACAUAAACAAAACACAAACUUAGAAAAGAACAUUUAAAAAAUAAUAAUUACAUGAAAAGCCUCAAAGAAAAAUGUAAAUUUAUCUCAGACCGAAAAAAGAAUCGAAAGUUCUUAGAGGGAAUUUUUCAAAUCAAAUAAAAGGGGAAGAAGAAAAAUUGAGAAAAUUGAGAUUGAAAAUCAUGAAAAAAAUCAAAAGUUUGGUAAAGGAAGCACAAAAAAUGGGAAAGGAUGUAUAAAAAUUCACUGAAAAAAACAACUCCUUAAAAAAAAAUAAAAGCAGCCAAGUAGAAAAAGAAGUAUAAAAGUUCACAGAAGAAAA